GUUCCCAGUCUCCCGUACCCUCAUAAUUCUUGUUGGAGUUUGACGCAUAUUUCUAAUAAACAGAAAACAUAAAACACUAUCAUCUGACUGUUAAGCUUACCAACACUAGUGCAAGGAGUCAUAUCCUGUUUGAACGAUUUUGGGGCUUCUUACAGAUUUCUGUGUAAUAUUCAGCUAUGAAUAACUAUAGGAAUAAGUUAUUUCGUCCUGUGUUCCAAGUAGAUUUUCUUUCUGUUUUUUGAUGGUAUAUUGUUACAUGUUUCGUAAGAUGGUUUCAAGUUGUUUACCUGCGUAGGUCUACAUUCGCGCAUAGGCAUAUGCCUACCUACUACACCAUUCAUGCCAGUUUGUAUUUUUAUUUGUAUUGGUUUCGGUUUAUCUUCCUUUCUCGUACACAACGCCGUGCGGUAUUUGGCGUUUGGCGGUUUUUGCUCCAUUCAGUUUUGUUUCUGCCGGAAAGGAGUUCAUUGAAGAAUAUUUUUGGCUGCGCUCAUAGGCUGCUCUCGAUGCACAUUUGUGCGCAGAAGGAUCAACCAAGGAUUCGGAUAGUUCAAUUGGAUUUAAUUUCCCCCAGCGCAACCAAAGUUCCCAUUACAUUAUUCUACCAGACAGAACAGCUGGUAGCACAAUAUGGCAACUGUGCAGAGUAGCAAGGUGGCACAGCAGUACAAUCAACACUACAUUCCAGUCAAUAGUAAUCCGAUUCCCGGUGUCAUAGCAGUUGGCCCGGCAGCGGUUCAACCCGAUGGUCAAUACACAGCCGUCACUCAAAUGCAGCAGCAACAUCAACACCAGGAACGGCAAUCAGUGCCAAUAAAACCAAUAAUCCUGAAUCAUAUGGUGGGAGGUCCGUCGGUGAGUGGAAAUCAGCUAUCAAGUUUCUGCAAACUUGAUCAACAGCCAGCGCCACCCGCACCGUCUCCGUCAAAUUUAUUGCUGCUCGUGGAAUGGGAUAUGCCUCCCGGGGAACCGAACGCUUAUUCGAUCAUCGAUUCCUCGGAGCUGGUGCUGCAGGGUGGCAACACGCGAGAAACUAUUCAUACCGGAAAAAACAUCCUUGUGAGACGGGGCAAAAAAAUUCAACAAGCAACCGUAGUCAUCAUUUCCGAUGAUAAACAAUUUAUUGAAACCGAGCUGAAGCAACUUCGUAAGAUGGCAGCCGAGAACCUGUACCGUAAUAUGGCGACUUCAUCACUUGGUCACAGUGUGGAUCAAAACGUCAAACGUCGACGAGUGGAACCUACUACCGCCUGUUCAAAUGAGAUGGAACCUGCCAGCCCAGAUUACGAGCCAAUGCCAACUCCCUCGCACAUUGCGACUGCCAACUGGGUUAACAGUUGCAAACCGGACCGUGUCAUAUCCCCCUCUCCAUCGGUAAUGACCAUGCAUUUAUCAACCCCGAAAGCUCCACCGAUGACGUUCCAUCAGCAGACACAGACGGAUUGCAGAUUCUUUCCGCAAGAACCGAGUCGCAGCAGUCAACCAGAGCUGGCCCGGCUAGUGUCACUGCAGGAAAGCAUCUUAGCGGAGCAGAAAAGCGUUCGUAUGGAGAAUGAGUACAACAGAAAGAUGAUGUACGAUAUUAUCGAACAGCUGAACUCAUUUUCCGAAACACUGAAACAUUUGGUAUCAAAAGUUGAUUCAGUGCAGAAGUAUGAAAUAACUGAGAUGGUAAAGGAGGAUCCAGUUUCCAAUGUGUCCAGCUAUGUAGUACUGGGAACCGGAGAAGAAGAAAGUCGCGAUCGGCUAUCAAGUGCAACCGAAUCGGUUAUUCCCAGACCCCCGCCUUCCAAUGAAAACAGCAAUAAUUUAAUGAUAGACCAGAUAAGUCUACACGAAGACAGUAACAUGUCGUUUGGCCAAACAAAAUUUUCCGUACCGGAAGACACCUCAUCAGCGACGUCUACACCAAAGAAUCUCAAUUUUUCCAAUCGCCUUUCUGCAUCAGCACUUAGUCUCAGCAAUGCUAGUAUGCACUCCCAAAGUAGCAACACUUUGAAUCAAAGCAAAUCUAUCGUUAAUGAUGUACUCAAGGAUUGGAACGACGAGGACAGUGACGAUUCAGAAAUGACCCCAAUUGGACCGAAUAACACUAUGGUCAAGAAGCAAGUCCUACGAGCAAUCAACUGGACCAGCUAUAAAGCUGCUACUCGAAAGCUGCUAAUGACCUUGUUUUCUCGCUCCAUGCUUGCAUCACAUACUCUUACUGGACGCCCAUCGCCAGCCUUCAUGGGGGAUCGUGCGAAACCGUUAAAGGACAAACUUGACCAGAGAAUUAUUGCCGACAUAAUUGCCAUUGUAACGAAAUCCUGCAACGUUACGGAGUCUAUGGUUCGCACUGCUAUUACAACCAAAUGUGCCGACGAGAACAAAAUGAACAGAAUGAAAAAUAGCAAGGUAUCCUCACAGACUGUGAUGACUCAAUAUGUGAAGGAUCCAUACGUAGUUCCUCAGCCACAACAAAACUCCCCUCAAGUGUCCACAGCGGAAAUAGCCGUACCAGUGCAUUCGAGGCGGAUCAAGCGCGAAAAUAAAGAAAACGUGCACUGAUGUCAAGAAUCCGAAGCGAAAAAUUCUGCCAAAAAGAUGUUAACUGUUGCUUAUUCCGUAUGGCCAUUACCGAGGCUGCCAUCUGUUGUUUUAUUCCUUUCUUUCGAUAACCGGACGAUAUUUUUAUUAGUACCUAUUGUAGUAGGACAAACAUUUCAAUGUUUAGGAUUACAUUUCGUUCCAUUCUGGGUGCGGCCGAAAAAUUAAUGUACAAAAAGUAUUUUAAAAUAAACGUAUUAGUGUAAACUUC
Topomyia yanbarensis is the source of this 2800-nucleotide messenger RNA. RefSeq lists its product as uncharacterized. Gene Ontology annotation, cellular component: nucleus. The transcript has 4 exons. Gene Ontology annotation, molecular function: transcription corepressor activity; DNA binding. Gene Ontology annotation, biological process: negative regulation of Notch signaling pathway; positive regulation of neuron differentiation. Bases 631 to 2550 code for a protein of 639 amino acids. The record is from RefSeq and is a predicted model, not a curated record. NCBI's taxonomy places the organism in Eukaryota, Metazoa, Arthropoda, Insecta, Diptera, Culicidae.